Cuscuta europaea is the source of this 1743-nucleotide messenger RNA. The record is from the annotation of a GenBank genome assembly. Lineage: Eukaryota; Viridiplantae; Streptophyta; Magnoliopsida; Solanales; Convolvulaceae.
GCCAGGGAACCAUGAAUGUCUACUGUAGCGCCAUCCUCGUGCUGGGAGACGUCUUCAACUUGCAGAACAAACGGGUCGGCCUGCCCAACCCGCCACCGUUGCGAAAGGCUUCGACACCCGGUCGGAUGUCGCUCAUUAUGUGAAAUUCUGUACUCCACUCAUUACACGAAAGGGGACCGAUGUUUGGCUUGAGAUUUUCUCAGUUGUAGAAUCAUCUGCGUCGUAAUUAGAUCUUGUUAGUGAGUUACCCAGUCCUUUGAUAUACGAGGCCUUGCUUAUGCCCAAAAAAUUAGCUCCAGAAGAUGAUGAACCUUGGGAGUGGAAGCUGUGUCAGAAAAGCUCUCGAGGAUUUGAAUGAGUCAGAACGGUACCAAGCCCAUCAACACCAUAAUAAAGCUCAUCACUUACCUUUUGAAGUCAUUUUGCUGCUUCUCAUAUUUUUUGUUGUUAGCCUUUCCUCUCUAGUGCUUUACAAUUGGGCAUACUAUAUACGUAUAUCUCCAAAUUCACUUGGUCAUUUACGCUCUCCAAAUGAGGCUUCCCCAGGCACCUUUCCUGAUGCAUCCCAUACCAAUCUAUACUCCGUGGAAGGAGAAGAGAAUGACUUGGAGAAUGUACUGAGAAAGGCAGCUUUUAUUGAUAGCACUGUUAUCAUUACAACUUUAAAUGCAGCAUGGACAUCUCCAAACUCAGUUUUUGAUCUUUUUCUGGAUAGCUUUAGAAUCGGAAACCAAACACGCCAUCUCUUGAAUCAUCUAGUUGUGGUGGCUUUAGAUCAGACAGCCUAUUCUCGUUGUAUGGAAGUGCACUCAUAUUGCUAUGCUCUACAUACGAAUGGCGUUAACUUUACUGGUGAAGCACAUUUUAUGAGCUCGAAGUAUUUAAAGAUGAUGUGGGCAAGGAUUGACUUUCUUAGACAUGUUUUGGAGAAGGGAUACAACUUCGUUUUUACGGAUGCCGACAUAAUGUGGCUUCGAAACCCAUUUUCUCAUUUUCACACAGAUUCCGAAUUCCAAAUUGCAUGUGACCAUUUUAACUCCAACUUAUCAGACCUAAAAAACAUUCCCAAUGGAGGCUUCAACUACGUAAAAUCGAGUAGGCGGACAAUCCAAUUCUACAAAUUCUGGUACACUUCAAAAGAACUUUACCCAGGCAAUCAUGACCAAGACGUAUUGAACAGAAUAAAGUUUCAUCCCUUCAUUGCAGAGCUCGGCCUCCAAAUUACCUUCUUACCCACGACAUUUUACAGCGGUUUUUGUGAGCUAAGUGAUGACCUCAACCAUGUCAUUACUGUUCAUGCAAAUUGUUGCAUCGGGCUGGAAAACAAGAUACAUGACCUCAGGCUUGUGCUUGAUGUUUGGAGAGAGUAUAUAUCUGAUGUCAAGAGGAGAGUGUCACGCCCGCUUUCGUGGGGAUUACUGCCACAACUUUGUGGGAAUGUAGGAAGAAAAAUAUCCGCGGCAACAGGAGUGUAAGGAAUGCUGCUAUGUUGUACGACUGUAAAGAACAUAUAUGAUAGAAUAUACUGCUAUACAGCAAGUAGUAUUGCAGUAGUAUGUAUGGUAUUGCUAGAAAUUUGAAGAAGCUUUAAUAUAUGCUUUAAGGUAACACUUAACGUUUUCAUUGGCUAUGUUUGGCCAUCAGCGUUUGAGCAGAAAAGUUAAAAGUCAUUGAACUUAAAACGCUAAAAAAUGCAGCGUGUUGGGUUGGUGUUUCUUCCCAUCCACCAAAAACUAAAUGCAG